UAUAACUUACUCCCAAAGCAACCACCAAACAACACACACAUCUCUAUUUAUCUCAUUUUCUCUCACUCUAGACCUCAAUUUCAUGAUGGGAUACCAAACAAACCCUAACUUCUCCAUGUUUUUUUCCUUGGAAAACGACGAGCAAAACAAUCAAGAUUAUGAUUCUUAUAACAAUAUCUCUUCAUCAACUUCUGUUGAUUGCACUCUUUCACUUGGAACACCAUCCACUCGUCUCGACGACCACCGUAGAUUUUCUUCCGCUAGUUCUAACAUUUCCGGCGAUUACUUCUAUCACGGAGGAAACGCUAAAACAACGUCAUACAAGAAAGGCGGUGGUGAUCACAACUUACCUCGCCGCUGUGCUAGCUGCGACACAACUUCUACUCCUUUAUGGAGAAACGGACCAAAAGGACCCAAGUCGUUAUGCAAUGCGUGUGGAAUCCGAUUCAAGAAGGAAGAGAGGCGUGCAACCGCCAGAAACUCAAUAACCUCCGGUGGUGGUUCAUCCGCGGCAGAAAUUCCGGCAGGUGGAAACUAUUACACUCAUCAGCAUCAUCACUAUGCUUCGUCGUCGCCGUCGUGGGCUCAUCAGAACACACAAAGGGUUCAGUACUUCUCGCCGGCGCCGGAGAUGGAAUAUCCGUUCGUUGAUGACGCCACGGCUGCCUCAUUUCUUUCCUGGAACUGAUGUUACGUAUAGCGAGAGAAGAAGAUGAUGAUGAAAGGUCUUACCAUAGAUUAUCACCCAAAGUAAAUCAGUCUUGGUCAAAUUCAUUUUAUUUUGUUUUUAUAUAUGUCCUACCUCGACUCAUCUCGACUCUAUCAAGUUGUGUUUUCUUUUCAUGAAUUUUUGAAAGUUAUAUAUAUAUA
This is a messenger RNA of Raphanus sativus (radish), 870 nucleotides long. RefSeq names its product GATA transcription factor 20. Gene Ontology annotation, molecular function: zinc ion binding; sequence-specific DNA binding; DNA-binding transcription factor activity. The coding region runs from base 83 to 688 and encodes 201 amino acids. The record is from RefSeq and is a predicted model, not a curated record. Gene Ontology annotation, biological process: regulation of DNA-templated transcription; flower development. NCBI's taxonomy places the organism in Eukaryota, Viridiplantae, Streptophyta, Magnoliopsida, Brassicales, Brassicaceae. The transcript has 2 exons.